AUGUUUACAUUAGGAAAAUUUCGUGAAGAGCAAAAUCUUCCAUUUGAUUUAUUAUCCGAUUUUAAUAAAGAUGUUUCUAAAAAAUAUGAUUCACUUUAUGAUGAAUUUCCAUUAUUUGGUCUUAAAGGUGUUACAAAACGAAGUGCUUUUGUUAUUGAUAAACAAGGUAAAAUAAAAUAUGCUGAAGUACUUGCUGAUGCAGGAAAAGUUCCUGAUUUUGUUAAAAUUAAAGAAACAUUAGAACAAUGUGGACACUAA
Molecule: messenger RNA, 258 nt
Organism: Rotaria sp. Silwood2
Lineage: Eukaryota; Metazoa; Rotifera; Eurotatoria; Philodinida; Philodinidae
Source: the annotation of a GenBank genome assembly